AUGCCUGUCUCCGUGUGGAAGAGAGCAUCCGCGAACAAUACUACUCUCCAACAUGUAAAAAAUGGCGCGCAUCACCGCGAUAUAUUUGGAAAUGAAGAUGGCGGAUCCCGCAUAAUGACGGUCACCAAACACGACGGUGGAGGAACGACUCUCACGACACCAUGUAUCGGAUAUAUCAUUGUCACAGAGGGUGAGCUAUCCGUGGAAGAUGGUGCCAAACCUGGAGACAUCUCAGCCUUGGAGCCUGGCGACGUGGUCCGCAUCGACAAAGGUACAACUGUCACCUGGUCCUCCCCAACUUCGAGAAAAGGAUUUUACGUUGGCCAACACGAAUUUGAGAGUGACCAGAACAAUCAUCUGGUUUGA
Molecule: messenger RNA, 366 nt
Organism: Laccaria bicolor S238N-H82
Lineage: Eukaryota; Fungi; Basidiomycota; Agaricomycetes; Agaricales; Hydnangiaceae
Exons: 4
Coding region: 1-366 (121 amino acids)
Source: RefSeq, a predicted model, not a curated record